Molecule: messenger RNA, 6014 nt
Organism: Equus caballus (horse)
Lineage: Eukaryota; Metazoa; Chordata; Mammalia; Perissodactyla; Equidae
Source: RefSeq, a predicted model, not a curated record
CCCUGGGAGUCCUUGCCGCAGGCAUUCCAGCCCUCAGUCCACUAGCCGCUCUGCCUUCCCCAAAUUCUCUUCCAUCUGGAACUCACUGCGGGUCUCAGGGGCAUCUCCCCUGUGUCCCCCAACUUUUUUAAGGCUUCGUCUCCCGGGGAACCAGGGAGCCCCCCAUGUCUCUGUCCUCCCCUCGCUGCCCGCUUCAUCCUGACCAUUUCUUUGUUCCCUCAUCUGUCCCCCCAUCUUCCCGUGUGUCCUGGCCCCCUCCCCCUUCUGUGUCUCUCUGCCACCGGCUCCUCUCCAGCCUGCUUGGGCUGUGGCCCAGCCGCCCUGCCUGGCCGUCCUCCCUGGCUCCCCCUCUGCGGCUCUGAGCUGGCCCCACCCCCUGCCCCCCCUCAGGCCAGGCCUCUGAUCCUCCUGUGGACACAGAGGUCGGACGCCCGGCACAGGGCCCCUGGGGCCGAGGACCGACCGCAGCCCCUCAGUACUCACAGAGGCCUCCCCUCGGCCAAGCAGAGGAGCCCCCGGUGGAGGACAUGGGGGUGGGCCGCCCCACCAGGUUCGGGGCGCCCGCCCCCCACUAGGCCAAGUGGAGGGGGUGCCCCCACCCAAUGGGCCUGGCCAGGGCCCUGCGCCGCCUUAGCGGCGCCCUGGAGUCGGGAGAGAGCCGGGCGGGCGAUGAGGAGGAGGCCGGGCCGGGGCUGUGCCACAACGGGUGGGCGCCGUCGGCGGUGCGGCGGCGGCGCGGGCGCUUCGUCAAGAAGGACGGGCACUGCAACGUGCGCUUCGUGAACCUGGGCGGCCAGGGCGCGCGCUAUCUCAGCGACCUGUUCACCACGUGCGUGGACGUGCGCUGGCGCUGGAUGUGCCUGCUCUUCUCCUGCUCCUUCCUCGCCUCCUGGCUGCUCUUCGGCCUGGCCUUCUGGCUCAUCGCCUCGCUGCACGGCGACCUGGCCGCGCCGCCGCCGCCCGCGCCCUGCUUCUCGCAGGUGGCCAGCUUCCUGGCCGCCUUCCUCUUCGCGCUGGAGACGCAGACGUCCAUCGGCUACGGCGUGCGCAGCGUCACCGAGGAGUGCCCGGCCGCCGUGGCCGCCGUGGUGCUGCAGUGCAUCGCCGGCUGCGUGCUCGACGCCUUCGUCGUGGGCGCCGUCAUGGCCAAGAUGGCCAAGCCCAAGAAGCGCAACGAGACGCUCGUCUUCAGCGAGAACGCCGUCGUGGCGCUGCGCGACCGCCGCCUCUGCCUCAUGUGGCGCGUGGGCAACCUGCGCCGCAGCCACCUCGUCGAGGCCCACGUGCGGGCCCAGCUGCUGCAGCCUCGAGUGACCCCGGAGGGUGAGUACAUACCGCUGGACCAUCAGGAUGUGGACGUGGGCUUUGAUGGUGGCACCGAUCGCAUCUUCCUCGUGUCUCCCAUCACCAUCGUGCACGAGAUCGACUCUGCCAGUCCUCUGUAUGAACUAGGACGUGCCGAGCUGGCCCGGGCCGACUUCGAGCUGGUGGUCAUUCUCGAGGGCAUGGUUGAGGCCACGGCGAUGACCACACAGUGUCGCUCUUCCUACCUCCCUGGUGAGCUGCUCUGGGGCCAUCGUUUUGAGCCAGUCCUCUUCCAGCGUGGCUCCCAGUACGAGGUCGACUAUCGCCACUUCCAUCGCACUUAUGAGGUCCCAGGGACACCCGUCUGCAGCGCCAAGGAGCUAGACGAACGGGCAGAGCAGGCUUCCCACAGCCCCAAGUCUAGCUUCCCUGGCUCCCUGGCUGCAUUUUGUUAUGAGAAUGAACUUGCUCUGAGCUGCUGCCAGGAGGAAGAUGAGGAAGAGGAAGCCAAGGAGGGGGACGAGGGGGAGGCAGAAGAUGAAGCUGCCAGCCCCCGAGUACUCACACCAACCCUGGCACUGACCCUGCCCCCAUGAAAUCAGCUGGUGUCUCCCUAUUUGUACCCCCUUCCCAGAGGUAGCAAGAUGGAGAGAUCAGGCCCUCUCCUGGGAUGGCGGCAGGUGUUUCCCAAGACCAGACAGGCCUGCUGGGUAAAUCAUUAGCUGGUGAAGUUCUGCUAUGCUUAGUGGACCCACCACGGACGUACUGGACCUUAAUUCCACUGCGUUCCAUGCUCCCUCCUGAGACCCCUUUGUCAGCCCGAUUCCUGAGUCUCACCAGAGCUGAGGGAUCCAGAAUUCUGGACCACCCAAGAGGCAAGAACUGGACGUUCUAGAUUCCUCUAUGUGGCUGGCUUAGGUUAUUGAGCAGGUCGGGAAUCAGUGGUAUAGACGGCCUCUGGGGCGGGAGGUCGACAGUUCUUGAGCAGCAAUAGAGAUCAAGAGUCUGUAGGUCUGGAUUGACCAGAGAUUCAAGGGACUGUUGCUUCUAGACUCAGCCAACCAAGUAGCAAAUGAUUUUUUCUACACCACCUAAGGAGGGAAGGUUACGCCCUGCUUGGGUGGCCCUCCUUAAGAAUGUCUGAAGAAUUCAAGACUAUCUUGAUUGACCAAUGUCAAGGAAUGUUGACUGCAAGUCAAGAAAGGACCUUGUGGUUCCAGAAAGCCCAAGAGUUGAGAUUCUGUGAAUCUAGAUUGAAUGCAGAGGCAAGGACUGGUCAUUCUAGAACAGCUUUGAUCUAGAGAGUUGACAUACUCCAGAAACUAGAGUUAUGUUUCUAGAAUGCACAAAACAAUGGUGAGUCUGUGGGUCUAGAAGGACUGAAGUGAGAGAUGAGGAGUUCUUGAUGCCGGGUAACUCCGGACCACUGGCUGUAGGACAUCGGAGCAGCGGGAUAAUCAAUGCUUCUAAAUGAUCCGCAGGGGUUUUUUUUAAGUGCCAUUCUAGAAUGUCCAAAGGAAUCAGGAUUCUGUGGCUCUAGAUUGAUCACAGAGUCAAGAAAGGUGUGAUGAUCCUAGAUAUGUCUGAGAUUUGCUGGUUCCAGUUUGCCCAAAGGACUUGAGAAUCUCGAUGAUUCUAGAUGACUUCUUUGUGGUUCUGUAAUGCCAAAGAAUCAAGGCUCCAGGGGUCCAGAGUUGUCCAUUAUCAAAGCCUGGAAGUUCUAAUCAGCUCCUAGAACUUGGCAGUUCUGAGGUAGACUCAGGACUUGAGAGACAGCAUUUCUGGGCUGACCUAGAAGGUGUGGGUAACAGGGCUACUUAUUGGGCAAGGAAAGGGAGAGGCCCAAGGCUGGUGAGUCUGCAGUGCUCUGGAAUCCUGCACCUAGCGAUGUGUGUUUAUUUCUUAAAGGUGUUAUACCUACAUGUAUUGUAUAUAUAUAUAUAUAAUAUAAAUACAGAUAUCUAUCUAUUUUUUCCCGUGGUUCCUACAGAGGGGUUAGAAAUUGAGCUUGAGCUAAUUGGAACGGGGUUCUUUACAAGGAUCCAGGAAGCUUUGCUCUAAAUCCCAACUCUGCCCCAACUUUACUGUGUGACUUUGGGCAAAUCACUCCCCUCUCCUCGCCUCAGUUUCCCCAUCUGUAAAAAUGGGACAUUGGAACUCAAAGAUCUCCAAGGGCCUUUCCACCAGGAUGAUUCUGCCCUUCACUGAGGGUGAGGUGGGGGUGAGGGUCCUGGGAUUUCCUACAUCUCCCUGGUGCUGGAAACCCUAGCCUUCCAUGGGCAACUGGAAUGGGAGGUGCUCUUGGAGGCCAGCUCUGAACCUGGGUGUCUGAAUCACAGGGCAGGCAAGGGGUAGUAUGGGCUGUGGCUGGGGGCAAGAAGCACUGCCUCCCUGGUCCAGCUUGGGGGCCAGGGGAAUGGAGGCGGUAGCUCUGAGUGCCAGGGGAGUGUGUUUAGGGGUUAAAUCACUGGGAGCCCUGGUGGUGUGUCUGUGAGUGUUUCUGGAGCACCAGUCCUCAGGCCUGGCCCCUGCCAUGCUGCCAUCUACCUAAGUGCCCAGGAGGCUGGGAGCCAGCCGCAGAAGGAGCCACUGCCAGGAGGAGGGCAUUGUCCCAUCCCCAUGUCCCAAGACUAAGGGCAGGCACUGUCAUUGCCCAUCAGCCUAAGUGCUGCGUCACGCUAGGUCCCCCCUUCUGGCUUCCCCAUCCCCCUUUAUCCUUCAGAAUCCCCACGUAAUCACCGGAUGGGAUUAAUUAGCUGCCGCUCUCCCAGCUCAGGGUGUCUAGGGUAGGGACUAGAGGCAAUGGAACCACAGGAGUGGAGGAGGAUGUUAAGUUGGGGGUGAAAGGACAGGAAAAGGAGUCUGUUUGGAAGGAUGGGGAGUGGGGGCGGGGCGGGCACAGCCUGGGCUUCCACCGGGGAGGGCAGCGCCUGGGCCACUCAUAAAGGUCAGUGAGGGGAUUAGAAGGCUCCGUGGCUAAUCUGUCAGCUUAACCAGGUCCCAGCCCCGAAUCCGUCCCCACCUGCGAGCCCAGGGACGGCGAAUGAGGACGAGGCCCAGGCACCACCUCAGACCCAAUUAGGGACCCGCCCGUGACAGGGGAGCUCAGGGUCUCCAUCCCGGCCGGCCGGGCCUCUGCAGCCGCUUUGCCUGCAAGGAAUGGGAAUGAGAGGCUGGAGAGGGGGACGGCCUGAGAUGCAGGAGGACUCCGAGAGGAGGGAGGACUUUAUGAUGAGCCAAGAGUAUAAGAGGAGGGGGAGUAAGGGGGGGCGAGUCGGAGCGGAGGGAAAGAACUCUGAGAAGGGGGAAGGAAUCAGAGGUGGGAGGGUGCUGAGGAAAAGGCGGUUUGUCUUAGGGGGAUGCUAGGGUAAGGGGAGGAGUUUUAGGGAGAGAGGGAGGAGCCUGAGAGGCAGACGGCGCCAGGAAGGCGGAGCCUGUGCUUUCUCUAUAUUCGGCUUUCCCCUAUUGUCCCGUUCUCCAUGACAGAUGCCAAAGAGCGUAGCAUUUGGGAGAAAGAAUAAAUCUUUUGUUCCACCACGCUUUGACUCUGAAGAGGCUAAGGUGGAUGGGGUCAGAGGACGGGGUAGGAAAAGGGUCUGAGUAUCGCAGAGGCCAGUGCCGGGAGGAAGGAGGCCAGAAGAAAGGUGAGCCAAAGCUGCUCCUGGUUGCCUGGCAACCGCUGCCGUCAAACGCCAGCUGGGCCUGCUAGGAGGUGUGGCUCACCGAAACAACCGGCAGUCGUGGUCCCGCCCCCUGGCAACAAGAUUAACAAAGUACCGCCCCCCAGCAACGCCUUGCUAGGGGCGGGGCUCUAUUGAAUUAGUAUCCUAGAGCCCAGAGCCCUUGCGCAGGCGCAGUCCUCUCUGCGCCGCAUAAGCCCCCCCAUGCAAUUCCCUUCUGAGGCUUCUCAUUGGCGGGCCAGCCAGCCAAGUGCCUUCUUUUGUUUCGGAGGCGGGGCCAGGCGCCCUUCCCGCGCUCCAAUUGGCCCCCCAGACCGUCUACCUCCGGCCGGACAUGGCUACGUAUGCUCCUUGUGCGCCUAUUGGCCCUGGAGGACUAUCCUUCGGCGUCGGGGGCGGAGCAGACGAGAGGGCACGUCGUGGAUUGGACGGUGUCAAAACGAGGGGCGGUCCCUACUGGCGGGGCGGUUGGGAGGCGAAGGGAGAGUCUUUUCAGCGCUGAGGACUGGCGCUGAGGAGGCGGCGGUGGCUCCCGGGGCGUUUGAGCGGGCUCACCCGAGCCCGCGGGCCAGCGCGGAUCCAGGCCCGACCGGCGGGACCGCCCCGGACUCCCCGCGGGCCUUCCUAGCCGCCAUGGAGGACGGUGUCUAUGAGCCCCCAGACCUGACGCCGGAGGAGCGGAUGGAGCUGGAGAACAUCCGGCGGCGGAAGCAGGAGCUGCUGGUGGAGAUCCAGCGCCUGCGGGAGGAGCUCAGCGAAGCCAUGAGCGAGGUGGAGGGUCUGGAGGCCAAUGAGGGCAGUAAGACCUUGCAACGGAACCGGAAGAUGGCAAUGGGCAGGAAGAAGUUCAACAUGGACCCCAAAAAGGGGAUCCAGUUCUUGGUGGAGAACGAACUUCUGCAGAACACCCCCGAGGAGAUCGCCCGCUUCCUGUACAAGGGCGAGGGCCUGAACAAGACGGCCAUCGGGGACUACCUCGGGGAGAGGGAAGAGCUGAACCUGGCAGUGCUCCACGCCUUUGUGGAUCUG